ACACGGUCCCUGCCGUGUCCCGGGGCUCCCCACGGGUCCCCGCCACCAGUAGUGCUGCGCAAUUGCGCGCAUUGAUACGUCAGCAGCAACGGUCGCCGCAGCCGCCGCCCGGCAGCGAGGGAGACUCUGCCACGGUCAGACUGGAGGAUAUGAUGGUCGGAGAUGAUCCGUACGACCCAUACAAAGCUUCUAACUAUUAUCCCUAUUAUAACUACUAUAACUCCUACUAUAGACCCAGACCCAGGACUCAGCCCCGACACGGAUACGGCACCAGCUACCACCAGAACGGUCUCCCUGAUCUGGUUCCUGAUCCAUACUACAUCCAGAUCGCCACCUAUGUCCAGAGAGUACCCAUGUACAACCUCCGCUGUGCUGCUGAGGAGAACUGCCUCGCCUCUUCCUCUACUUACUCUCAGGAUUAUGACACCAGAGUUUUGUUGAGGUUUCCUCAAAGGGUGAAGAACCAGGGAACAGCUGACUUCCUGCCCAGUAAACCUCGAUAUGCCUGGGAGUGGCACAGCUGUCAUAAUCACUUCCACAGCAUGGACGAGUUCAGCCUGUAUGAGCUGCUGGACCCCCACUCUCAGAGGCAGGUCGCCGAGGGUCACAAGGCAAGCUUUUGUCUGGAGGACACUUCCUGUGACCCGGGAUACUACCGCCGCUUCGCCUGCACCUCACACACUCAGGGUUUGAGUCCAGGUUGUUAUGACACCUACAAUGCUGACAUUGACUGCCAGUGGAUCGACAUCACUGACGUCACCCCUGGAAAAUACAUCCUCAAGGUGACUGUAAACCCCAGGCAGCAGGUUCCAGAAUCCAACUUUAAUAACAACGUGGUUCGUUGUGAUGUCCAGUACACCGGCACUGCUGCUCACGUCUCUGGAUGCACCAUGACAUCCUACUGAGAUGAAUUCUGCAAACAGGCAACGCUACAGAAGAAUAAAGCUCAAAGUUACAUGUGACUUAAAUAAUUCAAUUAUAACCUGAUUAGAGUAAAAACAGGCCGGGUUCUUUUAGUCUAAAUGAAGCUUGAUUUAAAGUUUUUCAAAUUAUUGAGGCAAAUAUUCAUGUUAGAAUUAAUGGAUGUGGGUUAAUGCUCCAGGAUUAAGUACAUUUACUCUUUACUUUCUGAAACCUUAGUAAGUUUAGAGCUUCUAGAUUGGGGUGCACCAGCUAUUUGUAAAUCCAUGACUAAGUUUGUGUUUAAAGUCUCUAAGAGCGUAAUAAAUACUAACUAGUUUCAAAUCACUGAUUUAACAUUUGAGGUAAGAAAUGUCUUGUCUAGUAAUGACUUUAGUGAUUUGUAAAUCUUUGCUAGGAACCAUCUGUAGCAGCAUCCAAUCAAAGUGAUCUAUGCAAACUGUAAAAUCACCAGCUGUAACUUAACUUUCAGUAUAAGGGGGGCAAACAUAUUAAAAUUUCCUGUCAGUCUGUUGUAAAUGUAGGUAUAUCUGCUUUAUUUAUAUCCAUAUUCAUCAUUUAAGGGGCAAGGCCAUUAGUGUUGUCAUUUUUAGAGGUCACACAGUUCAAAUAACAGAGUUGUGAAGCCAUCAGAUAACACAAUGAUUUUAAGUCCACAGAUAUAUUGAUUGGGCCAACAAAGCAUCUUGUGCUUUGAUUUUUGUAUAAUGGGCUGCUCAAGCAGAUCACAUAGUGAUUUCUACCGACGUUCUCGAUUAGUCAAAUUGAUCAAACUUUCUUAUCUCAGCUCAGUCGACGUCAGAAGUUCAGUCAGUCACAGCUUUACAGCAUGGGCACAGAAAGAUCUCUAUUAGUUAAACUAAAUUUUAUUCAUAUAGCUUCAUUGCAUAACAGACAUUAUCUCAUUUCACUUAAGUCCCCUGGUUGGCUUGUGCUAGAUUUGUGUCAAAUUCUCAUCAUAAAUAGCCCUGUUGAUUUUGCUCAAUAAGAAUACAGAAUCUCAACAAAAGACUGGUGUCUAAAAACUAUAUUGACAGGAAAGAGGCAGAGGACAUAACUGAGCUGGAGCGGUGCGUGCAGGGCAACAAAUUUUCAUUUAGAAAACACUUUAUAACUAAGCUAAGGGAAGUUUAAAUUUACAAACAGGUGGUGCAACUGAAUCCUGGAAUCUUACUUGAGGAUUUCUACUUUUCUUCCACUUCACUGCAGAGAAAAGUUCCACAUUUAUCUAAAUUAUCUUAUCUUAAUUUACUUUGCAGAUUUAGUCUUUACAUUAAAUCUAAAAGAUAAGCAGUUUCUGUUUUCCAAAUGGGGGCACAAUUAUGGAAACUGACUGGGUCUAUUUCAUGAGAAACAAUCACAUACAUUGCCAAAAGUCAUAGGGCGGGGUUAAAAGUGAAUUUGUUAGUUAUAAAGCUUUCAGCCUUUAUAUUAUUUGUUUUUCUCUCUUUUGAUUCAGUUUUUUCAUUGUGUAUUUUAUUUUUCAAAAUGCAUCUUGAGAAUAGAAAAUAUUAUUACCUUAAUCUCUGAUCAGUGAGGUGAUAAAACCAUUUAUUAAUGAUCACAGAAUAAUAAUGUUAU
Molecule: messenger RNA, 2502 nt
Organism: Micropterus dolomieu (smallmouth bass)
Lineage: Eukaryota; Metazoa; Chordata; Actinopteri; Centrarchiformes; Centrarchidae
Product: protein-lysine 6-oxidase-like
Exons: 7
Coding region: 150-905 (251 amino acids)
Biological process (GO): peptidyl-lysine oxidation
Molecular function (GO): protein-lysine 6-oxidase activity; copper ion binding
Source: RefSeq, a predicted model, not a curated record